Molecule: messenger RNA, 897 nt
Organism: Pecten maximus
Lineage: Eukaryota; Metazoa; Mollusca; Bivalvia; Pectinida; Pectinidae
Product: ankyrin repeat, PH and SEC7 domain containing protein secG-like
Exons: 1
Coding region: 1-897 (298 amino acids)
Molecular function (GO): protein binding
Source: RefSeq, a predicted model, not a curated record
AUGUGUGCGUACUUGAUCAAACAAUAUCCUAAAUUAAGAGUCAAGAUCGAGGGUAAAAAGAUCAUGGAUACCCUUACACAUAAUGAUGAUACAUCUUCUUUGAAUCACAUGUGUGUGACAGGGAACACAGCUAUGUGUCUAUACCUGAUGAAGAAAUACCCUUCAACAUUGCACCAAAAAGGUCCUUUGGGUAGUCAUUGUCUACAUUUAAUAGCAGCAUCCGGGAUUGUAAACUGUUUUAAGUCAGUAAUCCCAUUAGUACAUCCAGGAAAGACGAAGUACGAAGCUGAGCAGUUCAUUGAAACUUUGACAGAUGACUACGGUCAAACUUGUUUACAUCACGCUUGUGUAAAAGGACAUGCAGAGAUGUGUUUGUAUCUUGCUGAGGAAUACUGGUCUUUGUUAGAGAAGAAAAAUCGAUAUGGUAGUCACUGUCUCCAUUUAGCGGCUAAAUCAGGUCGUGUCGACUGUUUUAAAGUAGUCGUCAUAUUAAUACUUGGGGAUAAAACCAAAUCAAAUGUCUUAUCAUCUCUGGAAACUCUGACAAACAGGAACGGCAAAACGGUUCUUCACAAAGCUGGUGUGAAGGGAAAAACAGAGAUGUGUGAGUACUUGGUCAGUGAAUUUCCAUCGCUGUUAUCCCAACGAAGUGUAGGUGGUAAUCAUUGUCUCCACUAUAUUGCACAAUCAGGUCAGAUAGAGUGUUUUAAAUCAGUAGCAACUCUUACUCUGAAGGGCAAGAAUGAGAAAGAGAGAGAAAAGUUCAUGUUAGAUUUGAAAAACAACAGAGGUAAGACUGUAUUAGAAAAGGCACGAGAAAAUCAGCAAACUGAAAUGUGCUCGUACUUGGAACGUGAGUUUAACUUUCUGUCUGAGAAGAAAUUACAUGCUCAUUAG